GCCUCUGCACUGCACCCAAAAGCUCCCUUGAAGCACGACGCCUAAGCUGCCAGCACCGCAACACUGGCAAUUGGGGGAGAUUGCGCUGCCGCCAACGUAAAAUUGAUUUUGCACAAAACACCGAAACUACUCCAAUUCAGCGCAGCCGCCACCGUUUCGCCCCAAGCGCGUGCCGCGAGACGACGAGUUCCCGUACGCCUGGCUGAGGCAUGGCCUAGCCGCCUCUCGACGCCCACAGACAAGAGCGAGACGAUUUAUUCAUCACUUGUAUAGAAAAUCCUGCGGAUAAACAUGGAUGACGAGGACCGCUUCUCCGCCAGCUCGCCCGAGUCGGACCGCGACAAGGAAGAGCAGCCCGAGGAGCAGCCCGAGGAGGAAGUCGACAAUGACAACGACAAUGACAACGAAAACGAUGACGACCAAGAUGACGACGACGACGAUGACAACGAAGAGCAAGAAGACGGCCAGGACGCCGCCAAGCGCGAGGACGCCGGCAAAGAACGAGCCAAGUCGCGGACACCCGCUCCUCCACAGCCCGACUGGCGGCCGAUUGUGCGCCCAGAGAUCCUCAACGCCACAGGCUACGACAUUGUGCCGACUAUGGCGGUGCCGCAGUCGACCAGCAUCAACUCGCUGUCUGUGACGCCGGACCUGCGGUACUGGUUCACCGGCGGCUCGGACGGGUAUAUCCGCAAGUUUGACGGCGUGGGCACGCUCAACGGCAAGAUGCCGCUGACGGUGGCGCAGCGGCACUCGUUUGUCGACUCGGUCGUCAAGGCAUGCAUCCUCAUGUCGUACUGGGAGAAUGACGAGCCGGGUAUGUCGGAGCAGGUGCUGUCGCCGGUGUACUCACUGGCCGUGGAGUCCAAGGCGCUCUGGCUGCUGUCUGGUCUCGAGUCGGGCGCUAUCAAUCUGCAGAGUGUGCGCCAUGAGGAGGGAAAGAAGAUUUGCUCGCUGCAGCAGCAUACAAAUGCCGUCAGUGUGUUGACUAUGGCGCCGGACGAACGCUCCGUUCUGAGCGGUAGUUGGGACAAGUCGAUUCUCGACUGGGAUCUUGACACGGGCGCGGUGAUUCGCAACUUUUUGGGCACGGCUGGCCAGAUCUCUUCGGUGGAAUUGCGCCCUGCGAGCGGUGCACCGGUGCCUGCGGAUGCGGAUGAUCAGCCUAUGUCGACGACCAUGUCGACAAACAACGCGGCUCCUUUUACAAACGGCACAUCGUCCGUCAUGUCCAACGGCAUGCAUGUGGAACAGGAGGAUAUAAAGUUCCCGGCGCCAUUUGCGACGGAAGCCGCUGCUCAACCACAGCCUGGUGCAGCUUCCCCUGGAAACGAAAGUCUGUUUGGUGGUAGUGACGCAGGCAGUCUGUUUGGCGACACGGCUGGUGAUGCGCCGUUCGGCGCGGAUGAUGAUCAGUUUGGCGAAGGUAUGGGCGUCAUGGGCGACGGUGACCAGGAGGGCGGCAUGGACCAUUCGGCAGACAUGACCAUGGCGGAUAUGGACGAGCCCAAGGUGGAAGCGCCCAAGGAAGAAGCAGCUCCAGCCACAGAAGCAGUAGCAGACGCAACAGCGACAACAGAAGAGCCUCCCAAGACGGAACCAGACGCAGCAGCGCAACCCGCUGACGGUGCUGCUACUACUGCCGCUGCCCCAGCCGACGAUGCUAUGGACGUUGAUUCGGCGCCGGAGCCGCUCAAGAGCGAGCCUGCGGAUUCCACACAGCCCACGGAGCCAAACACCACGCAGGGCUCCUUUACAACGACAACACAGACGGAGACGCUGCCCCCGACGGAACCAGCUACAGAAGACGCCCCCAUGACAGAAGAGGCUACCGAGUCGACAUCUGCGCCUAUUCUCGUUGUCGACGGAUCGCCCAAGCCGCCGCAUGACCCGACACAAACCUCCGCCACGACUUUCUUAUCGUCAGCCAUGGACGGCACCAUCCGCAUCUGGGACAGGCGUGUGCCUGCUGCAGUAGCCCGGAUCUCACCGCGGACAGGUGUGCCGCCAUGGUGCAUGAGCGCAUGCUGGAGUCCCGACGGCAACAUGAUCUACGCGGGUCGUCGUAACAGUACCGUGGAAGAGUACGAUAUCCGACAUGCUAAGCGUGGAUGGGAGCCUGAGCGAACCCUCAAGUUCCCCAACGGCAGUGGUGCAGUAAGCGCCGUACAGCCCAUGGUCAACGGGCGACAUCUGGUGUGCGCCUCGCAUGAUAUCCUGCGACUCUACGACCUCAAGCAUGACCCAUCUGGUAAAGGGUCGACAGUGCCUUUCCUGAUUGUGCCUGGACCCCCGCGUGCUGGCGUCAUCUCGACGCUCUACAUUGACAAGUCGAGCCGGUUUAUGCUGAGCGCGGCGGGCACGCGCGGAUGGAACGGCACGAGCACCGAGGUUCUUAUUGGCUACGAAAUCAAUGUGACCAACUAGACUUGGGUUCCUUACAGCUUUUCUACGAGAACUUUGUACUUUCUUUUUGCUUUCGUCUUUGGGAAUACGCCGAGAGCAGUACUACUGACUGCUGCUAGGACUACCGACUUCUGCUUCUGCUACCGCUGCUUCGUGGAUGCGAUAGCAAAGUCUGUCACAGUUAGUCCAUCAUUAUCACUUCAGGGAGUCCGGAAAGCCGGUUUUUCAUCAUAAUCUUCGUCUUCGUCCUGUUUCUUCGAUAACACAAUAUACUCGAUUCUGAUUGAUCUGC
Molecule: messenger RNA, 2698 nt
Organism: [Torrubiella] hemipterigena
Lineage: Eukaryota; Fungi; Ascomycota; Sordariomycetes; Hypocreales; Clavicipitaceae
Source: the annotation of a GenBank genome assembly